Molecule: messenger RNA, 2721 nt
Organism: Saccostrea cuccullata (small rock oyster)
Lineage: Eukaryota; Metazoa; Mollusca; Bivalvia; Ostreida; Ostreidae
Product: telomere length regulation protein TEL2 homolog
Exons: 18
Coding region: 155-2473 (772 amino acids)
Biological process (GO): protein stabilization; telomere maintenance via telomerase
Cellular component (GO): cytosol
Molecular function (GO): telomeric repeat DNA binding; Hsp90 protein binding
Source: RefSeq, a predicted model, not a curated record
CUUGUGAUGGUGGAAGCUCUAGCUUUUUAUUUUUACCAAUUGGAAAAAGUGCAUUUAAUCUCAAAUCUGUUUUUGAGAGGGUUAACUGUUUUAACAUUUUUCCCCUAGCUGAGCACUAAAAUCAUUCAUUAGCUGUUCAUCAUUGCAAACAGAUAUGAAUAUUUUAAGGAAUAAGAUGCGGAUAUAUGUCAAAGAGACAGAAAAUAUUUUGAAAAACCCGAAAGGCGUAAACGAGGUAACCAAUGCCGUCGAUGAAUUUUACAAAAUUACUCUUGGGUACGAACAAACCGUUAGCUCCAAAUUCCAAGAUGUCCACUUUAUUCGUGAAGUUUUCCUCACAGAAUUUUACCCAACAGUGCUUAAAAUCUUCAUUGACACAUUACAAGUGGAAUGGUUUACAAGUCCUGAACAUAAACGUGUGUCAGAACUGUUUGAUAAGGUGUUUUUGGACGGUUAUCCAGUUGGUGCCUUUACUGUGCUGAUGAGGAGUGUAGAUAAUUUAGAACUGGGUUUCAGACUAAAUAAGUGUGUAUCUCUUCUGGAAAAGUUCCUGGAUAACAGUGGAUUAUUCCAGAUAAUGAUGACAGCCUGUAAGUCGACUCCGGAUAGGAGUCUGGAUUUUAUGUGGGAGGAUCUCAUAAGUUUGCUGGCCACACUUCCAGACAAGACAGCUAAUAAACUACAGCUCCAGAACAGUGAGAAGUUUUAUCCUCAGCAAUACAUUCCUCUGCUGUGCAAUGAGGUCAUGCAAGUGUUGAAAAUCAUGCACCAGAAACUGAAAAAUAACAAUGACAUACACUUAGAAUUCGUUAGCAGGGUGAUCGGCAAGGUCUGCAUCUCAGGUCACGCAGUAAUUUUGUGGAAUUCCCUUGUCCCCCCUCUGGAGCGAGGCGUGCGGGAGGAUUACAUCUGGAGCAGGAUAACAGAGAGGAUCAUUACAGGGGUACCGGACCGGUGUCUAGAGUGUACCCUCACCGCCUUACUGACACGGCUUACUUGGUAUGGAUUGGUGGAGAAGUUUAUUGGAGGGAGUGUUACCACAAAACAGAAGAUCAAAUACCUACUGUGUACUAAACUGGUGUUUCACAGGCACUCCCAGGAUAUACUUUUACUUCAAAAUAUAAUUGGAUACCUAGGUUUAUCUCACACAAGGAAGUCUCUGCUUAUAAAGAUGUUGAGGGAGCUUCUCUCUGUUUGGGGUGACAGCAGUGCCCUGAAGCACACCUCUGUGGAGCAGCAUCUGUACAUCACAAAGGCUCUAUUUAUAGGACUGGGAUUCCUCAAAGAAUCAGACAAGGCAGAAAUCAGAGAGGAUUUUAUCCAGCUACUGAUGCCUGGUAUACAAUGUCACAUUGCAAGUUCUGAUCACAGAGUUCGGAAAGUUGGCAUGACUCUAGCCGAGACCAUGUCAGCUGUUCUAGAUCCCAAAGGUCAACAACUAAAGUUUGAGUUUCCCAGAGAUGAGGAAGUAGAAUACUUGGUUUCCUUGACAACACCACCACAAGAUCCUGGGCUACAGGGUGUUACAAAUGGGAUGAGUGAUGUACAUAUUACUCCAGCAACGAGUCAAGAAGACGUUCUAUCAGAGAGUAGAAAUGAAGAAAGGGAGACUAAUCUACAGAUUGACCCAGAUUUAGAUAGUGAUGAUGAUCUAGUGCCAUACGAUAUGUCUAACGACAAAAAGUUGACAAAGACCAAACAGCCUAAAUACAUCAGAGACUGCAUGGAAGGAUUAAUCAGUGUUGAUGAUCCAGAAAGAUUAGAAGUGUGUCUAGGUGUCACAGAAGCUUUGAUCCGGAGGAAUCCAGAUGGGCUCUUGGAAGUCUUAGGAGCAGCAGCCCAGGAGCUUUCUCAACCCUCAGAAUCUCAGCCAAUAGAAAAAGAGAAACCGUCCAAUAAAAUUACGGCACUGGAUUCAGAGGAUUCUGCUGAGGGCUGGAGAGAAAUCGUCAAACAGAGGAUAGAGAGUAAGACUAGGAGAUUUGGGAGAGGAUCCAGAAAAGAGGUGGUGACUACUAAAAAUAAGUUUUCUCCUGUGGCAGGCUGCUUCUUUUACCCGCUCAUGGCCAACUAUGACAGGAAAGAGAAUACCUUUGAUUUGAUGGGAGAGGACAGCCUUGUAUUAGGCAGGCUUGUGUAUACACUAGGAGUCAUUAUCUAUGCUGCCAUUAACACCCCAGCAGUUAAACAAAUGGCUGACAGAUUGCUGGAGUUUUUGUGGGUCAUUAGAUUCCAUAGUGAUGUGAGUGUUCGCCAUGCUGUUUUGUUUGCUGUUUCCAUGGUGAUUCUAUCUGUACCAGGACAUAUUUUACUGACAGACCUACAAAGUGAAAUAAUGGAGACCAAACACUGGCUGGAGGAUGUUGUGGAGAAAGAUGUCAAUGCUGAAUCUAAGAAGAUGGCCAUACAGAGCCUUGUUCUCUUGGAAAAUGUCAUCAAACAGGAAUUUACCAAAGGGGCUGACCUGACUUGAAGGAAAUGAAAUCAUUGAGAUAUUUGCAACUAUGCAACUAACACUUGACAGUUAUUUAAUAGCUUCCAAGUGCAGCACUGGGCCAAAGAGCAAGAGGAUUUCGAAGAAUCAGUAAUAUAGUCACAUGAAAUAACAAACCUUGACACAAAGUACUUCUCUCAACACUCAAUUUAACAAAAGUUUGUAAAACUGAUGAAGUAUGGAUUGGCUCUAAAUGGAACUGAUCUUUGUAUUACAGAAAAAAAAUU